AUGUCUGAUGCAAACCCUACCGUUCAGGCCGCAUGUGCCUCGAACUCGCUUGAAUCUCUCAAGAACGCAAUCCCUACGGCAUCUACGGAAGAACUCAACUCGGCUCUUUGCGAUUCCUGUGCAUCUGGGAACGUCUCCUUCGCGGAAGCCCUACUAGAAUGCCCCAGGACGGAUGUCAAUGCCGUCAAAGAUGGCAUGACCGCUUUGUUCAUUGCAGUGAGUCAUUGCUACUUGGAUGUGGUCAAGCUGCUCGUGGACCACGGCGCCGACGCACGUUUGAAAUCAUUGGCAGAGUCCACUUCAUCUUCACAUUCUAAUACAGAGCCCAUCUUUACACCCCUCCAUGGCUUCCUGAGGCCGCGCCGGGAGAGACAAAAGUCAGAUCCAUUGCCGAGCGAGAUCUUUCCCGAGCUACUGUCCUUACUUCUGCGCGCAGGGUGUGAUCUGAAUGCCCGGGGCCCAGCGGGAGAAACUGUCUUGCAUCAAUCUGUCCAUCUCAAUCUGCCGUAUACGAAGUUGCUUAUUGAAAGUGGAGCAGAUGUGAAUGUUGUGAACGACUCUGGGUCUACGCCUCUACAUCUUCUGGAUUUACAGAAAUCAGAAGAUAUUUUCCAACUGUUUCUAGAUCGUGGGGCCAAACUCGAUGUGAAAAGAGUGUUUGAUGGCCGGUCUCCUUUGCAAUGCUUUGCCGCUGGGGGUCAGUUAGGCGACCUUUCUCUGUUUCGACCUCAUGUAUCCAGCUGGGGUGAGACUGAUGCUAAAGGCGAUACACUACUACAUCUUGCUGUGAGAAGUCAUCGAUCAGGGAGUCAGACGAUACUUGAGCUGCUUAAGCUAGGCCUGCGUGUCGACCAGAGGAACUUGAAAGGCAAGCUUCCGUUACAUAUGGUGGAUGGACCUAUGGAAUGGUUUGAGGAAGCAGUAGAUAUCCUUCUCGCUGCUGGUGCUGAUAUCGAAGGCAAGGACAAUCAGGGCUUCACACUGCUAGCAUAUACCAUGCAGCGAGCUGUCGAUCACGAGCGAAAGAUUACUUGUUUAAUCAAGCGAGGAGCCAAUGUUAACACACAGGACUACAAAGGCAACGGAGUAAUACAUUAUAAACGCGGAAACGGUCAUCGAGGAAUCGAAGCGCUUGAAUUUCUGUUAUCCAUCGGGAUAGAUCCAAAUAUGGCAAAUUAUGAGGGAAACACCGUUCUACAUCGUCUCGUGGCCGACUUUGCCUCAUUCUCGGACGAAAGCGAGAUAUAUUUCAUCCAGAAGCUGUUGGAUGCGGGACUAUCCCCAACCCAGGCUAACUUCAAGGGUCAAACACCACUACAUCUCCUAUGUCACCAAGUAUCCGAGUAUAUGUUCUUGCCUACAGUAGCCGGUGAUAAGAGAGCGAUCGAUUUAGUUCUCGAUGCAGGUCUAAUAAGAGCGUUAGAAAUAGCGGAUCAUGAUGGCAUACGGCCAAUUCAUCUGGCAGCUAGCUGCUCUGAGACGUUGGUGGCCAGACUUAUUGAUCUCGGCGCAGAUACCACAGCGGUGACUGGUGACGGCAGAAAUCUGCUUCAUAUCGCAUCCACAGCACGUCAAGUCAAUAUUGUUGGGCUUCUACUUGAGCAUUAUACCUCGAUAAACCAACUUUCACUCGUGAACAAACGGUGCAAGAAUGGCCGGCCACCUUUACACGAUGCAUGUCGAUCAGGGAGGUUGGAAACAGUAAGCCUUCUGCUUGAAUUUGGAGCCGAUGUCAACGCAGAAGUCGAGGCGAAGUUUAGUCGAGGAAAGACACCUCUGCUGGUCUGCUGUGAAUAUGCGAAAGAAGAACAAAGAUGGCCGGUCCAUCUAGAACUUCCCGCACUCGAUGGCAGGGUCAGCGCCGCCGGAAUCUUAUCAAAGGACGAGAAAAGGCCCAACCUACCACAACUCAUGGACAAAAAAUCACGGAAUCCCAUACGACGAUUGGAAGUAACCUCUGAGAAUGAUACUACAAAUGUGACUGGGGUUCUUCGGGCUCUCGUCGCUCAUGGGGCUACACUCACUUAUGAGCCCUCCCGCAUGCCCCCUAUGGCGGAGGCUGUCUUUAGUGGAUCCGAAGAGCUAGUGUCAGAGCUUGGACGACUGAUGAAACAACAUGGCUUAGAACCCAUGCGAUUCCCAGAUUUCGAACAUAUGUAUCUCACACUCACUUCUCGGCAUCUUCCAGAUAUUCUUGGCGUUUGCUUCAGCGAGUUCGUUAGCGACCAUACGGUUGCUCGCCUCUUACUCCUCCGACAGUAUAACGCCCUAGCUGAAGGGUUGGAGAAGCAUGCAGACGCCGCACAUGUACAGAUCGCUCUCCCUGGGAUUCUAGUGAACCUCGCAAAAUGGGGCUACACGGACCUCUUCAAACGCUUAGGCGACCUCAUGGCAGAUCCGAGUUGGAUUAACGGUGGAGUAAACAGGUUCAAGAAGCGAUUGAUGCCGUAUCUUCUGAUAGCCGCAGAGCGAAAAGUCCCCAACCUGGACGUAAUCAAGGUUAUAGUGGAACACUUCAAAGCAGACAUCAAUCUCCAAUUCCAACCAGGAAUAGAGAUUCGGCCAAACCUCCCCUUCCAAUCAACAAUCUGGCUAAGACGUGCCUACAAACCUGGCGAAAGUGCUUUACAUUACUUUGCCAAAGGAGGCCAAUGGUGGCACACAAAGGCAGUUCGCUACCUUCUCCAGCACGGCGCUGACCCCAACCUCCAAAGUACCAACGGCAGCACCCCAUUGCUGAAUGCAGUACACAAAUCUCUAUCAGAAUCACAUCAACGGAAAGAAAUUAUCAAAAUAUUGCUCGAAGCCGGCGCUGACCCCAAUAUCCCAAGCCAUAACGGCUGUUCCCCACUGAGUCUGGCAACGUACGAUAUUAACAUAUUCCGCCUGCUACUUGAGAACGGGGCAUCACUGGAAAAUUGCAUAAGCCGGGUAAUGUUCACCACCCUGGACAACUUAAACCUCGAUAUGCUAUCUCUCCUUCUGGAGCGCAGCAUCGACUGCAACACGACUACUUUACAAAAGGAAGGCAAUAUAUGGUAUACCCAACGCUUCCACGACGACAGAAACCUAACAAACUUCACCCUCCACCCGCUCCACUACCUAUCAAUGCCAAAAUUCAACGAGUCAAACACACGAGACCGCGCAAUCAAGUUAAUCCAAUACCUAUUACAACAAGGCGCAGACCCCUUUCGCGCCUGUAGCGACGAAACUACCAUCCUCCACCACAUCUUCGAGCACGGCGGAACCAUCCAGCCCUUCCUCGAGAUACCAGAUCUAGACCUCGAGCGCCGCGAUGCCCAGGGCCGUACACUCCUUCUCGCUGCAUCGCGUUGCGAAAACCUCGGUACAGAUUCCUUCGCAGUCAUGUAUCCCCUCCUCGAGCCCGUCCCCAAGUAUAUCAGAAUCGUCGCCUACCCAGAGGGAGACAUCACACGAGCCAUGACGUUGUACAACCGCGGGGCGGAUAUCACGGCCGUUGACCACGCAGGAAAUAACACCCUCCACUAUCUGGUAGCAGGGAGCUGUGACAAUUUCGCUGGACAGAAGCAAUACCGACAGACGGUGGAAACCUUUGUCCGGAAAGCGCCCAAGCUACUCCAUCAAGUGAAUAAAGAAGGCAAAACGCCGGUUCAUAUCGCCCGGAGUGCAGAGCAGAAAUGGGCUCUGGAGGCGAUUCGCAAUGCCGGUGUGGAGAUUGAAGAAGCUUAA
This is a messenger RNA of Aspergillus oryzae RIB40, 3711 nucleotides long. RefSeq lists its product as uncharacterized. Lineage: Eukaryota; Fungi; Ascomycota; Eurotiomycetes; Eurotiales; Aspergillaceae. The record is from RefSeq and is a predicted model, not a curated record. The transcript has a single exon. Gene Ontology annotation, molecular function: protein binding. The coding region runs from base 1 to 3711 and encodes 1236 amino acids.